Molecule: messenger RNA, 1010 nt
Organism: Sitophilus oryzae (rice weevil)
Lineage: Eukaryota; Metazoa; Arthropoda; Insecta; Coleoptera; Curculionidae
Product: microsomal glutathione S-transferase 1-like
Exons: 3
Coding region: 236-688 (150 amino acids)
Cellular component (GO): membrane
Source: RefSeq, a predicted model, not a curated record
GAACUGAAUGUCAAGUCGACUCUCGAAAAAAAAAUAAUUAACAUCAACAAACACAUACAUUUGAAAAGUCAUCAAUUGUAUGCUGAUAUCGACUAGUCACGGUCAAACUACUUAUCAACAGGGUUUAAAGUAUCAUCGUGACUAAAUAUAUAUAUUUAGCAGGUACUUCUAACUAGGUUCGAUUCGGUAUCAGAGUAUAGUCGGCUUUUUAGCAACUGAGUACGAACCGAGAAAAAUGGCUCAAAUUGUAUCAGAAGUACUGAAUAAUCCUCUGUUAAGGGCCUAUUUCUUUUAUGCCAGCUUGUUGGUGUUGAAAAUGCUCUUUAUGUCGUUGUGGACUGGUACUAAAAGAAUGAAAACGAAGACUUUUUCUAGCCCUGAGGAUAUUGUCAGGUUACCAAAAGCUAAAGUGUCAACAAAUGAAAAUGUUGAAAGAGUUAGAAGGGCUCACCUUAAUGAUGUUGAAAACAUACCAAUAUUUUUAGUGAUCAGUUUAGGAUACAUACUAACAAAUCCAUCAUAUGCAGUUACCUUAUUAUUAUUUCGAGCAUAUACUUUAGCAAGAUAUAUCCAUACCUUUGUUUAUGCAAUUUAUGUUAUACCACAACCUGCUAGAGCAUUCUCUUGGGGUACUGGAUAUGCUAUUACCAUUUAUAUGGCCGUCUCUACACUGAGUUACUUUUGGUAAAUGUUGUUUUACUACCGAUAAUAAGUUUGAACUGACAACUAAACUUAAUUUUUGUAAUUUCUUGGGAACUUAGUUUCUACCAUAUGAUCAGAAAAUGGCGUCCAGUUAGCUGCGAAAUGAUGAUCAGUGACAUUUCCCAUAUAAUUAUACGUAUAAAAUAACAGUCAUAAAGAAACAAUGACAGCGAUCCUCAUUUUCUAGCCGUAUCUGACGCCGUUUUUUCGAUUGUAUUGUUUUAAUAUGUGUAGUAUUUAAAUGCUUUUUUUUAUAUUUGUAAAAAUGUUAGAAACUAAAGUUGUAAUAAAAAAUAACAAUAUUUGUU